Bursaphelenchus xylophilus (pine wood nematode) is the source of this 10790-nucleotide messenger RNA. Lineage: Eukaryota; Metazoa; Nematoda; Chromadorea; Rhabditida; Aphelenchoididae. The record is from the annotation of a GenBank genome assembly.
AUGCAGAAUGCCCCCGGAGAAGAGCCGGAAGUCGGGGAUCAGUCCUUUGAUCCAAUCAUGACUUCAGAACAGAGAACGGGCCUCGCGGUGGGAGCCAACACUUCCGAUUAAUGAUCCGGAUGAUAUAAUUCUCCCAUCAAGAAAGCAUUUUUUGGGUUUAUACCUGCCACAGAGACCCGGACGCCCCUUGAUCUUCCCUUAGAGACUCGCGAGGCUCAUAAAUCUUAUCAAUUGGGGUAGCCUCGACCUACUUAAUACUCGCGUAACCUCCUCAAGUAACCAACUUAAGGAAACCCCGGGGCUAAACUUGGGUUCUCCAUAAUUACGCAAGAGAUUCAUGUCAAUUAAAUAGAUGAAGUGUGCCGUUAGAACACUUGAAGUGGACGUUCAAGAAUAAACAGGGAGUCAGAAAAGAGUGAGUGGGUUGUUUGCAAGUUUUCGGGUCUCAAAAAAGGGACCCUCCCCCCUUGAAUGGCCACUGUUUCGAACUGUUUUGUUUGCGACUCCACCUCGAGUCGGUUGCUUUGGGUUGUCGGGCAUGGUUAAUGUUUGAAGGGGUAAACUCGCCAAUUUGUAUACAUUCGGUAUAUAAGUCAUCAUCCAUAUUAUCCAUUAUUUAAAGGGCUAUAAAUUAAAUCCAAGGAUCGCCUCGCCUGGGGAGGGAAGUCGUAUAUGCGCGGGAGAUGGGUGUCAUGCUGCGAUUUCAUGAACAUUUGUUGCUUGAUAUACUGCCAGGUAUCGUCCUCCCCCGGGGAUCCUCUGAUUUACGGCUGUUUUCGUCUGCUUAGCAAAGUGAAUUACAGUAAUUUUUCUGCGAGUUUUGUCUAACUUAACGCUUAUAAUUAUGACAUACAUGCUAAUCUUAUGUCGUUUUUUCCCUCAGAAGGUCAUGACCUCGGACUUUUAAUCCCCUGAACACUGGGCCCUGGGAUUCCGCCACAAUGCGUUCUAAUUGGUGAUCGAGACCAAGGUCGGGAGGAUCGCCAUAAUGCAACUCCUUAGCUCUCGGAAUUAAUACGGAACUCUUCCCUUGCUCCUUCAGUAAUUAUGGGAAUUCAUAAAACUUACGGGAUAUUCUACAUGUUGAUUAUUUUUUGUUUGUUUUGUUUUCUUAUAUUGUGCUUGGUUUCACGUUGAUGGAUGCCCAUCAGUUUGUGAAUACCCGCAGCACUUGAUUGUCGGGGAUUUACCUAAUCUUGAGGUUGAUCUAAACCCGUCGAAAGUGGAGUCCACUUUUUUGUUUGUUUUUCGGGAUGACCGCAUCUCAUCUCAAUUAUAAUAUCAUAAAGGCUCUUUUGAUUGAAACCGUUUCGGAAGCGGGUUUCAAAGGGCCUAUCACUAUCAGAUUAGUUAUUUGAUAUUCCCUAACUUUGGCCCUUUCGUCGGAUUACAGCGCCCUUCUGUUCUCUUUUCCCUUCACUCCUCCCAAACCUUAUGGACAUUCCGAAGAGAGGGUCCCUUCCCUUUUGUACAGUCGUGCAUUUAUUUCUGUUGUCUUAUCUCCGAUGCGCCAAAGUUCAGAGGAAUCCCCGGAUGCCAGAGAUCCAAUGGUCGGAAGGGGCGUGGCUUCGGGGGAGGUCCUUAUUUUUAUUUUUGUUCUAAAACUUUCGCUCCUUCUCGGUCUGGAGAAAUCGUGGGAUCGUGACCUCCACCGCCUUAAUUGGGCCCUUAGGGCGGGAAUGAGUUACUUAUGCAGAUUUUGUAACCCAUCUGGAAGCCGUCGCUGGCCUUUCUCAACAAUUCAUGGGUCACUACUUUUCUCACAAGCCUCUUUUCUUGUCAUUGUAUAGUAAUAAUAAUUUGAGAUAUUUGAGCGCACUCUUUCCUUUUUGGCCAGAGACCCUAUUAGCCCUGCGGGCCUCAAAAGUCGCCUGCCAGAUUAAUUGGCAAGGAUACAAAUUCAAUGGCCAAGAGGGAGAGGUGCUUAUUCCUUGCUCAGACUUGUUUUUUCGAGGGGAAAUUAAGCUUCUGAAUAUUUUAUUUCGACCGUUUAGUCCCUUCCGGAGACUGUCGACACUGAUUUUUUAUCUACAAACACGGAUCGACUUGCGUGCUGACGAUUAUUUAAUUUUAUUGUCCUACCAAAAUUUUCGAAGACAACAUCCCUUCAAUUGACCUUCGAUAGAUUUCCCAAAAUACUUUUUUUGGCUAGCUUUAUAAAAUGUGUCAUUCUGUCGCCUUUUCCAGAUCCCGACAAGAUUUUGUAAAAACAAUUUUCGGUCGAGGUGGCCAUGUUUGAGGUCAGUGGGAGAAUAUACCCUGGAAUUAGCGGACGUUCGACUGGAUCCCACGGCUUAAUGGCCGGGUCCGCGCGAACGAUUCAAUUAUUCAUAAGAAAUGCGAGAAACCCGGCCAGAGGCCUUCCCAAUUCUUCCACAUUAUAUUAUACUACCCUAUCACACUCCGUAUCUUCCUCCUCGCGCGUUUGAUUGACGGUUUCGUCCCGUUUCCUUAAUUUUGGCCCUAAUCCCCAAUUAUUCAUCUCCUUUGCAGAGCUAUGCUUCAAUGUAUUUGCGGGCAUGGGAUCUCCAUUGUCUGAUCGUCUUCGUGACAAGUGUAAUAUGCACAGCAAAUGGUUCGGAACGACUGCUCAACAGCUUUCGAGCUUCCAGUAAAAUUAAUAAUGUCUUUUUAAAGGGAGAUAAGGUGAGUGUGGCAUAUUGUAUUACCUAUUUUUAUUGUGUUUUAUCUUUGAUUAAAUGGAUUUAGGUGUAUAUUGGGGCUGUCAACAGCAUCUACGUCAUCAACAACCAUCUCUCUGUCUUAGCCGAACAAACCACCGGUCCUAUUCUUGAUUCUCCUUUGUGUUCUCCGGAUUUGAAUAGUUGUAUUGGCUCUAAGGAAUCAAUAGAAUCUUCGGAUAACUACAACAAGAUCCUCCAAUAUUCUCCAAAAUCGGAUCUCUUGUUAGUAUGUGGAUCCGUGAGACAAGGGAUUUGCGAAUGGCGGGAUUUGAAUACUCUUAGGGUUGUCAAUAAACACGAAUCGUCGCCGAUUCCCGUCGCUGCCAACUCUCCCAAUGCAUCUACGACUUCUCUGAUAGUCAAGGAUGUGUAUGAUGAGGAUCAAUUAUUUGUGGCUGCAUCUCUGACCACGGAAUCUCCUUAUCGGGAUGGAUUUCCUGCUGUUACGACGAGGGCUAUUCCCUCUUUGAUUACUUUGAAUUCGGGAUCAUUAGAAGGUAAGUUUUUGCUUUUACACUGUGUUUUCGUUUUAAAAAAUAGUAAAAUCUCUUGACCUUUAAUCCAAUAUUGAUCUUAUUUUAGGUGAAGCAGCUGUCUUUAUCCGGGCCGAUUACCGUCAGCGCUUCAAAGUGGAGUACGUUACUUCGUUUACCUUCGAUAAUUACAUCUACACGGCUUCCAUCCAAAACCAAGACCUCAAACUCCCAUCGACUCUGGGCCAUUCGGUUUCAAAGCUGAUCAGAGUCUGUCAGAAUGAUGACAAGUAUGUGAUUUGACACUUCUAUUAGCUGAGAUCAAGGUCAGAGAUGUGCUUUCGAUAACACAUCUCUAUUAGUUGUUGGUGAAGGUCCUUUUUUGGCUUGUUCAGAUCUUAUCGGGACUGUGAUUUGGCCAAUUUCUGGGUCUAACUCAAUUAGCUUUGUUUCCGAACCAACAUAUAAUUAUAGGCCGAGAUUGUGGGAAAUGGCCUUAAGAGGUCGGGGACGUCUCCCCUGCUUGCGUAAUACCCCCUUAAAACGACUCUCACUUAGAAUGAAAACAGAUCGAGUGUAAAAUAGAGAUUAAGGUCGACAAAUCAAGUGUGUAUAAUCAAGCAUUGCUUGAAGAAAUAUGCUAAAAGAUCUAAUAUUUUAUAAUUUUCUUUACAUUUUGCUUUAGGUAUGUUUCCUAUUCGGAAAUCGAGAUCCAAUGUCGGGGCGAAGAUAACACCAAUUUUAAUAUUGUCAAGUCGAUGAAAUUGGUGGGCCAAGAGUUGAUUGGAGUGUUCACAGAUCAGAAUGAGCAGCGAUCGGCGGUCUGUAUCUAUCAAAUGUCCAGAGUUCAGACCACUUUCUUCUACAAUAUCGACCGAUGCUGGGGAGGGACGUCGACCGUGGGCUUACCUCACAUGGGACGGGAUGCCAAAUGCAGUAAUGUGAGUGAAUUCCGAAUGCGUGGAGGCAGGAAACGGGGAAUGGUAUUCAAAUUCAAUUGGCUAUAUACUCCUUGGUGUGUCAUCCCCGCCAUUUUCUUUUGUUUUGGCACGCUUUUUGAGUAACAAAGCCGAUCUUUUACCGCGCCGAUGUCAUAAAUUUUCGGGGGAAGUUUUACUAUAGGCCUUUAUGCAAAUGAGAAAAAAGCAAACCAUAUGGGCGAGGACCCACCUUUCCCGGAUCUUCGCCAUGAUUUGGAGAUGUAGAUUAAUUAGAUAAUUGGCUUCCAUUUUACGAAAACAUAUGGCUGCACACAUGAACAAGCCUAAUGUAACAUGCAGGGGUCAUAAAGACGGGAACUACUGUAAAAUGUCACAAAAAAUUAGAUGAUUCCCAGUACCAUAUCAUUUUCAGAGGAGUCGGAUGACCUUGUCCAAUGAGACCUGCCUUCUGGGUGUUGGUGGAUCCAUCCAAAUCUCGGAGAUUGCUGUGAAACAAUUCGAGGCUCGAACCUUGACUGCUGUCGAUGCCAGAUUCAUUCAAAAUCAUUUUCUGUUGGCUUUGGGAACAAAGUCUGGUGAUGUUUUACAGGUAAGCACAUUAAUCUUGGAACUUUCAUUGGUGUUCCCUUUGAUCUUCUUUAAUUACUUUGGCCGAAUUUCCCUCAAUUUGACGCCUUUUCCGAAGGAUUAAUGUCAGUUUAUUUAAGAGUGAUUUAAGACCAGCUAAAGGUGAUUGGAAGUGAUGUAGGGCCUCCUAAUUCUUACCGGAAGAUUAAUUGGCUAGAACUGGCCUGAUCCUGGGAAUUUUUGUGGGAAAAGUUUACGCAAAUUUUGACGGAUUAGGUUUGUGGGAGCGGAUUAAGGUCAAGCUGAUCCACGACUGGUCAGGUGUUCCCACGGGGUUAAAUUAUUCUCAAAAGAUCGAAUUUUGAAUUAAUGUUAAAGAAAGUAAUGUUGCUAUUACAGUAUGAGAUUCUGGGAGACAAAGGGAACCGUCAAGUGGAAGAUUCAUUUGCCGAAUUCCUGGCCGGCCCUGAUCCCGUGGAUAAAAUCCAGUUCUUGGACGAGGAAAAGCUGUUCGUUGUCAGCGGAAAUGAGGUAUGGUUGAAUACUUUUUUAUUGGUUUAAUUGGUUUAUGAAUAACGUCCGUGUAAACAGUUGACCGUAAUUUACGCGUUUAUGCCCAUAAUUGGUAUGACCACACCUCCUCGCAGCCGGGAUUAGCCCCAUUUCGCAUGUUAUUUCUCGACAUUAAAGGCGGCUUUAAUAACCGAAAGUUUGCGCAAGAAAUGGCGAAGGAAUAAAUCCGUAAUUUGCGUAUUUGAGACUCGAUUCCGAAUGCAUUAAGGCGGCAGUCAAGGUCGGGCAUUACUCCUGCAGUUCACGAAUCCCAAAUUGAGGGAUUACGUAAGAGGAGACGAACAAAUAAUCGGUAUCACACUAUUCCCAUAGAAAGGAAACAUAAGGAAAAUCUCGUAAAAUUCUUACUCUCUCUUAUCAGCGCAUGUUUUAUGGCCCAUAAACCGCAGUAAGAAGAUCAUAAAUUAGCCGGCCGUCUUUUGUUUGCUGACAAGACGGCGGCACCCUUCAAGGGUCCACCUUUUAUCAUUUAAUCUCCGCUGACCGAUCGCUAAGCGGCUAGGCCGGGCCAUCUGUUGUCUCAUUAAUAAAGGGCGAACAGACAAUGGACAUCAUUUGGAUCGGGGAUGAUUAUUUAUGUGCGAACGGAUCCCGCAAAGCUUACACAAUUGGCUGUUUUUUGGCAUAAAUUAUGAUCAGCGAGGAUUGACGAGCACUUUGUUACACCAAAAUAUAAUCUAUGAGAAUGCAAAUAAUGUCAAGUAUAAUGUUUAAACAAGAGUUCCUUUCAGGUUUUGACAUUCAAGGUGUCAGUGUGUCCAAAGAGCUCCUCUUGUGAUCAGUGUGUCUUCGCCCGUGAUCCUUUAUGCGGAUUCUGUCUCUCCGAAGGCAAAUGCACUUCUCAAAUCGAAUGCCAAUCUCGUCUUGUCAGUCAGUGCCCGGUUUCAAGGGAUUCUGUAACUCCUUCCAACUCUUCCACAACAUCCUUAUCCAGUAUCUUCUUCCCUGUUGUCGGGCUUCCUCAGCCGGCGGUUGGUAAGGGAUACGAAUGCUAUUUCGGACCCUUCAAGUCAUCGGCUUUAUGGACUCCGGAAGGUGUCAAGUGCAAUAUUCCAAACCAGAAACCGACCACGAAUGGAAAAGACUUCAUGCAGGUACCACUAGCUAUUAGAUCCUCAUCAUCCCGCUACAACAUUGUCCAACAGAACUUUACUUUCUAUGAUUGUAAAGUUCAUACUGUAUGUUCAAAAUGCUCCCAAUCAGAAUGGCCAUGUACUUGGUGCUCAUCUACGAGAUCUUGUCAAGCAGAAGAUCAGAAAUGUGAAAUUAAGGUAGGUUAAAGUUAUUUGGGAUCUGGAGUUAAUAAUUAUUUUUUUAGUCGAAUGGAAGAUGUCCCCACAUUGACAUGUCAAGUCAGCCCUCCAUCACUGUCCCUGAUGCUACAAAUCAAUCUAUCUCUUUCAACGUCAGAUUCAUGGAUUCAGAAGUUGAUUCCAAGGGUUUGACCUGUGAAGUGUCAGCUUCAGAACCGGAUUCUAAUCCCUCUUCGGUUCCAGCAACUUUUAUAUCGAAAGAAAAGGUCCAGUGUAGUCCUAUUUUCUUUAAAUACCGGGAUGAUAAAGCUGAACGCGUUUAUCAAUUGGAGCUAAAGAGAGACAAAGAGUUGAUUGACAAGAUCCCCAUUACUGCUUUCAAGUGUUCAAUAAUGGCUUCUGACUGCUCGAGUUGUUUGGCAUUGGAUCCCAGGUUUCAAUGUACCUGGUGUGCUGGGGGAUGUCAUUUUGAUGAGAAUUGUCCGGUUAGACCUUCCAAGGCAAAAGCUGACACUUUAUGCACGGCACCCGUGAUUGACUCGGUACGUUUUUGUUGUUUUGCACUUUGUCAUUAACUUUCUCCUCUAAUGAAGACGUUGUUUUCAGUUCUCCCCGAUUGCUGGGCCAAUUGAAGGAGGCACUGUAAUUGAGAUCAGAGGUCGAGAUCUUGGCUCCAGAAUUCAAGAUGUCCAAGACCGAGUGAUGGUUGGGUCUUCAAAAUGCAGAGUGAUUGAUUAUGAAGUCUCAGUGAAGAUUUUGUGUGUGGUUGAAACUGGAACUGGGUCAGGACCGAUCAGAGUGACCAUCGGGAAAACGGGGAAACGUCAAGUAGAAUCUGACGCCCACUUCCAUUUUCUGGAGCCGGUGAUACGAUCAAUUCAACCUUCCUUUGGUCCGAUGUCUGGGGGCACUAGACUUAGAAUUCACGGGGAAAAUCUGGACGUUGGAGCCAUGGUUAAUGUUAGUGUCGACAGGAUACCAUGCAAGGUGAUUCCCGAAGAGAGGUCAAAGAAUCAGAUCAUGUGUUUGACGGGUCGAAGCCCUACGGCAUACACCGCUGAGACAAUAAGACUUCAAGUGGAUGAGACUAUCAGAAUAUUGAAUGCCGAAUUUGAAUACAGACCAGAUCCAACGGUGGUGUCAGUUGAUCCCUUGGUCGCAUUCGAAAGUGGAGGACGACUUCUUACUGUGAAGGUAAAAGGUGAUUGUAUUAAUAAAUGUGGAUUGUUAUAGGGAACGAACUUUGAUUCCGUCUUGGAAGCCAAGAUCUUCCUGGUUUCGUCUUCAUCUGCUUUUGAAACUUCCAUUGUUUCUGACCUUGCUGCAUGUCAGAUCCAGAACUCGACCGAGAUGACUUGUGAAUCCCCCCGGUUGUCUUACAACCUUCUGAAUCCUGAGGUCGGUCACGCCAGAAGGGCCUUCAACAAAUUUCCGGUUGGAUUCCAUAUGGAUGGGGUUGAAGAUGUCAGGAAUCUGGGCCGUUUGUUCUCCUUGAUGACUGUUUCGGAUCCUCAAUUUGCUUCAUUCAAGGGUGUCAAGACACUUAGUUUGGGGCACCCAUUGGUCAUCGAAGGGAAACACUUGACAAUGGCUGCUAAACCGGACGAAUACACUGUAAGACAAACAUAUUUUGGCGGGAGUUGCAGGCGUUAGAAAACGAAUAACUUUAUAUUAAACGAAACGGGAAAUCCCGAGGAUUCAGGGAAAAAAGAAACGUUUGACUCAAAAAUAAAGAAGUUAUGGUCAACUGAAAUCGGGCCUAAAAUGGUCUACUCUGUUUUUGGUUUGCAAUUGUGAUCUUUUCAGGUUACAAUCGGAACAGUGAAAUGUCCAGUGAUUGUUCUAGAGUCCCAUCAAUUGGUAUGCCGGACUCCGGAAGUUCUUCCUCCCCAGACAGAUGACCAAGGCACUCCGCUGAACGACGGCAGAUCUCUGGUAGUGGUCAGGUUUGGGUCUGGGAGAAUUCGCGCCGAAAUCGGACCCUUGGAAUUCACGGACUCUGUUUCCCUGCAAUCCUCGGCAUUUAUGAGGAACAACUUGGUCAGAUUAAUACUCAUUUUGGUGUUUGGCAUCGGGAUUGUGGGCGUUGGACUUGUCCUUAUCUUCUUCUUGUGGCGACGACGAUCAAGCGAACAUGAGCGAGAUUACAAACGGAUUCAGAUGCAGCUGGAACAAAUGGAGUCGAAUGUGAGGAAUGAGUGCAAGCAGGCCUUUGCCGAACUCCAAACUGAUAUGUCGACGGAUCUGAGUAUGACCAUGGACAGUGACGGAAUCCCUUACCACGAUCGGGUCGAGUUCUUUAGUCGAUUGUUAUUCAAAGAUGGUAUGGACACCACUAUUCUUAAUGGUUACGGUACUGCAGGAAUCUAUGCAACGUAAGUAGAACAAUGAUUAUUUAAUAUGGUUUGGUUAGGCAUCUCCCAAAUGCUAUAAUCCAGUUCGAAAGUCUCUUAUACAAUCGACAGUUUGUAUUUGUAAUGGUGCAGAUGGUGGAGUCGAAUAUAAAUAUCGGAGUUUCGGAAAGAUCAACUUUGGCCUCUCUUUUGAUGGUUGCGAUGGCUAGAGAUAUGGGAUAUUGUACUGAAGUUGUGUUUACUUUAUUAUCUGCUCAUAUCCAACAGUCUUGUCAGAACAAAAGCAAUCAUCUUCUCUUCCGCAGAUCGGACAGUUUGGUCGAGAAAUUAUUCCAGCAUUGGCUGUCGUUUACCCUACACCCAGCUAUGAUUGAACCUGUGGGGCCUGGCAGACAGUUGUAUCUUUUAUACAAGGCACUGAAGUUUCAAACUGAAAAGGGACCAAUCGAUGUUUGUACGGGGAACUCCAGAUAUUCAUUAUCCGAGCAGCGAUUGUUGAGAGAAUCUGUGGAUGCGCAACCUAUCGUCUUGAUGAUUAUCCCGAUUGAAGGUUUCGAUCAAGCGCCAGUUCCGUUGAGAGUAGUUGAUUGUGACACGAUCUCUCAAGUCAAAUCCAAACUCCUUGAUGCCUUAUAUAAAAAUGAAUCCUACACUCGACGGAUGACUACCGAUCAGUUUGAUCUUGAAUGGAGAUGUCCGAGAAGAGGAAACAUUUUGUUAUUGGAUGAUGAUCAACCGCACAUCAAAGGCGUCAAGAAGCUUCAUACAGUCAGGUAUUACAACCUACAAUCAAAUUCCGUCCUCACGAUGCAACAACGAGGACAGCAUUCGUUUACCACCUUCCGAAGUGAGUCUGGCGGAUCUUCUGAUACCACUUGUUCCGUAUGGUCAUCCGCACAUCUAAUAGAUCAGAAUGGAAUACCUGUAUCCCCGGCUUCUGCAUGCAGUAAUGUGACUUAUUACCAUCUUACUCCUCCAACAUCUCUUAAAUCGAAUACCCUUCAAAGUCAUGCAAGCGCUUUGCUGUCUUUGGAUAAAAAGCAGAGGAAGCAGUACGUUUUGCAGAGACAUUCUAGUCAGCAACAUCUAUUCGUGGAAGAGAAUUCAUCCAGAAAUAUCCCUGAAGUCUUCCUAACACGACUGGUUAUGUGGUAAGUUUUCAUUGAAAGUAUAAUUGAUAGCAAGAUCGGUGUUUCAAUUGUAGCCUACUUAAUUUCAGUAAGGGAACGAUACAACAAUUUAUCGAUGAAUUCUUAAAUGCAGUGAUGUAUUCGAACGUGGAUAUUUGUGAAGUGCCAGUGGUCCUGAAGUAUGUGAUGGACUUCCUCGAUCAACAAGCAAUUCGGAAUGGAGUUUCGGACCCUGAGGUCAUCCACGCCUGGAAGACCAACGCCUAUGUUUUGAGGUUCUGGGUCCAACUCCUCCAUAACCCUGAUUCCCUAUUCGAUAUCAACAGACAGAAUUAUGUGAACUCUUCUUUGGUUGUGAUUGGCCAGACCUUGAUCGAUGCCUUCUCUCAUUCAGAGGUACCACUUGGAAAGGAAUCUCCGUCAUCAAAGUUACUUUUUGCAAAGGAUAUUGCAAAGUUCAGACCAGUUGCUACGAGAAUGUUUUCGAGGAUACGACAACAGCCCAGGGUAGACAAUGAAAAGUUCUUUGAAUACAUCAGAACUCUCACUACUGUAAGUUUUCUCGAAAUUUUGAGUCAAAAAAUUCUCCACAUAUUCUGAGAACGUAAUUUCAGGAAUCAUGUGGAAUGUCAGCUCAUCUUGCAGUCAACGAACUCCUCAACUGGUCCAAAGCCAACAUCCUUCGUUUAACGGACCUCCUGGAUCAAGAUCCAGUCAGUGUGAAACUUCGAUUGGGAGAGAGACUUCAAGAAUCCGCGAGAUGUUCGCUGGUCCCCUCGGAUCCCCCAGACCAUAUCUACGCCACUCUCCAGUAA